This is a messenger RNA of Ostrea edulis (European flat oyster), 3793 nucleotides long. Its product is annotated as transmembrane 9 superfamily member 2-like. Gene Ontology annotation, cellular component: membrane. The record is from RefSeq and is a predicted model, not a curated record. The coding region runs from base 93 to 2060 and encodes 655 amino acids. The transcript has 17 exons. Lineage: Eukaryota; Metazoa; Mollusca; Bivalvia; Ostreida; Ostreidae. Gene Ontology annotation, biological process: protein localization to membrane.
GUUCAUGCGCAGACUGGUAGUGACGUGUAGGCCAUCUUAGAUGCGAGAAUUGACACUCCGAAGGAUUUAGAAAAUACUGGAUUUUCAGCACAAUGCUGUGGUUGUUAUCAUUAAGUUUUCUCUUGAGUUUUUGUAAUGCAUUCUACUUACCAGGUCUUGCUCCUGUCACAUACUGCAAAAAAGGUGAAAGCACAGAAAACGCUGACUGCAAGUCUGACAUACCAGUGUAUGUGAAUAGACUGAAUUCUGUGGAAACUGUUGUGCCUUAUGAAUAUCACAAGUUUGACUUUUGUACGGUGGAUGAAUCUGAUUCCCCAGUUGAAAAUUUAGGUCAGGUUGUCUUUGGUGAGAGAAUAAGACCUUCACCAUAUAAGUUGUCUUUUAAGAAAACAGAAAAAUGUAAGAGUGUAUGCCAGAGAGUUUAUGACCCAAACAGAAAAGAGGACAAGGAGCGACUGAAAUUUCUGAAGAAAGGCAUUGCCAACAAUUACUACCACCACUGGAUUGUGGAUAACAUGCCUGUUACAUGGUGUUAUGAUGUCGAGAACAACCAGAAGUACUGCUCUAGGGGAUUUCCCAUUGGCUGCUAUGUAACAAAGGAGGGAAAAAGGAAAGAUGCCUGUGUCAUAAGUAGUAAAUAUACAGAAAAGGAUACUUACUAUGUCUUCAACCAUCUGGAUAUCCAAAUCUUCUAUCAUAUCCCAGAUGGCUCAGGAUUUGGUUCCAGCUUGGAAAGUUCUGGUGGAGGAAGAAUUGUUUCUGCUAAAGUUAUUCCCCGAAGUGUUAAUUAUCCUGAAAAGGGUUCUCCUAAAUGUGAUGAAGGUGCAAACCCUAUGGGCAUACCAGCAGAAGUAAAAGAGAGAUUGAAGAUGAACUACACAUACUCUGUCAGCUGGGAGACCAGUCCAGUGAAGUGGUCUUCUAGAUGGGAUUACAUAUUGGAGUCUAUGCCUCAUUCAAACAUUCAGUGGUUUAGCAUCAUGAACUCGCUGGUGAUUGUGUUGUUCUUGUCGGGUAUGGUAGCAAUGAUCAUGUUGAGAACACUCCACAGAGACAUAGCUCGUUACAAUCAGAUGGACAAUUCAGAGGAUGCCCAGGAGGAGUUUGGAUGGAAACUUGUUCAUGGAGAUGUGUUCAGACCACCACGUAAAGGGAUGUUGUUGGCUGUCCUGAAUGGAAAUGGCAUUCAAAUAUUUUUCAUGAUGUUCAUCACUCUUGUCUUUGCAUGCCUUGGAUUCCUGUCACCAGCCAAUCGGGGAGCUCUGAUGACCUGCACCCUGGUGCUCUACGUCUGUCUAGGAACACCUGCUGGAUAUGUUUCAGCAAGAGUCUACAAAAUGUUUGGGGGAGAAAAGUGGAAGUCCAAUGUCAUCCUCACAGCAUUCCUCUGUCCAGGAGUUGUGUUUGGUGUAUUCUUCCUGUUGAACCUUGUGCUGUGGGCAGAGGGAAGUAGUGCUGCCAUUCCCUUCUCAACACUGAUAGCAUUGCUGGCUCUGUGGUUUGGUAUUUCAGUUCCACUCACAUUUGUUGGUGCAUAUUUUGGAUACAAAAGAAGGCCAAUUGAACAUCCUGUCAGAACAAACCAGAUUCCCAGGCAGAUUCCCGAUCAAUCAUUUUACACCAGGCCACUUCCAGGAAUUCUAAUGGGUGGUGUCCUGCCAUUUGGCUGCAUCUUCAUUCAGCUCUUCUUUAUUCUCAAUAGUAUAUGGUCGCAACAAACAUAUUACAUGUUUGGGUUCUUGAUGUUAGUUUUCAUCAUCCUCAUUGUGACCUGCUCAGAGGCUACCAUCCUACUUUGUUAUUUCCAUCUUUGUGCCGAAGAUUAUCACUGGUGGUGGCGGUCCUUCCUGACGAGUGGCUUUACAGCUGUCUACUUGUUUGGCUACUGUAUCCACUAUUUUGUUUCCAAACUAGAAAUUCAUGGAGCAGCCAGCACUUUUCUCUACUUUGGUUACACAUUUAUCAUUGUGUUUCUCUUCUUCUUGCUGACUGGAACAAUUGGUUUCUUUGCCUGUUUCUGGUUUGUCUCCAAAAUCUAUGGUGUAGUGAAAGUGGACUAAAGAAGCUGUGGAUUUACUCUGUGAUGUCAAGAAUGGCCAAUAGAGGAGGAUUAUACACUCAUAAAUCUCAUCACAUUUACCUGUCUGUGGUGCAUCAUAUAGGAUUAUAUACUGUACAUCUAUUGAAAAGAACUGUAGCUGUUCAAAAACCAAAUUCCCCAGACACAAGAUAUCUGCAUGAUUGUGUACAUUAUUUUUCCAUGGUAUAGAUUUUGGGAUAAGCAAAGAAUUUUAUGACCUGUUGUAUGUGCAUGUAGUUCCAGUAUGACUUUCAAAAUUCUGUUUCAUUUCAGACGUGUUUCUUGAACAAUCAAAAUUCUGUUUCCUUGGGAUUUUUUUCCUUGAAUAUACCUUAUAUAUUUAUUAUGUCUGAAAGUCAACCCCUCUGUUAACUUGAAAUGAACAACUGUUUUAUGAAAUGUAUUGAAAAAUUGCAGUUUGUAUGUUGUGUAUUUUGAUGGCUGUUUCAAUACUUAAAGAUGGUGUGUUUGAAGUGUGACUCACUCUAGGGUGACCGAUGCUCUAUUGCUUAAUUCCAAACUACUCUGUUGGCUCUUUGCUUUGUUUUGUUUAAAUAUCCAUUAAUCCAACUUUUGGAAGUCAUAGGGAACAUAAUUGUACAUGUUAAUUUAAAUGCUUGCCAUGAACAUUUCAUGAGUGGCUGCACUUCAAAUUCAUGCACCUGGCUGAUAUACUUUUAAGAUUUUAAUACUUGUUUACUUGUAUGUAUGUUGCAUAUGAUAUAUACUCUCUGCAUAUGAUAGUAUGUAAAAGUCUUUGAAUGUCAGUUGAAAUCCGUUAUAUUGUAUAUCAUUAUUUGUGUAUUCUUUGACUUGUCAAGUCUUUCUGCACAUUUGUCCAUUGUAAAAAGAACCGGAUGAUGAGGAAGCUGUUUUAUACUGUACAGAUAACCUAGAGUACAUGUAUAUAACAUGUGUCAUUUGAUAUUUUCUGUGUGGUGUGUUGUCCAGUUGAGGGCUUAGCCAUCAGUAGAUGUGUUACAUAUCAUGAUUAAGCUGGUGGGAAGGGGGGGGGGGGGGGGGUAUAAUGAAUGGGUUGAAUUUUCCGAGGGUUUUGUUUCACUGACCAGGUAACACUUCAUUGCUGGAUGUAGUACAAUUGACUUUUUCAGUGUGAUGCCUACAGAAUGUUGUAAAUCACUUGUAAUAGUUUGGGAGACUAUUUUUGUUAUAUUGCCUCAUCAGAUUUUUCAGUGAAACGCAAUCAUAUUUUUUUUUUUAUUUGUUCAUCACUGUGUAUUUAUGGAAAAUAAUUUCACAAAAAAAUCUAUUUUCACAUCAAUACAACCUCUAAUAAAGCGUGGUAUACAAUAUUACUAUGUCUAUGUAUUUGUAUGAGUUGAUGUUAACACUAUUUUUUGUGUGGAAAAUUUGGUAGUUAUUGGGUAUCUUCACUGUCAUUCCAUUGUUUCAACAUGAGGCAUGUUCUAGUGAUGGGGGUAAUAUUGUGUGUUGUAAAUGGUAUUUUAUUUAAAAGGGGAGACUUUGGUGUAACAGGGAAUAUUUGUGACCACUAUUACAAGGACUUGUGUACAUGCAUCUGUACAUCGAUGUAACACCGUAUGAAUUCUCAUGUUUUUAUUGCUUCAUACUGAACGUAUUUGUAAUAUAUAGAACUAUUUAAUUGUGCUGUAGUCCGAUAGUACAUACAAACCCUUACAUACCAUGUGGGUGGCAAUUUGCAAAUUUAAAAAUAUAAAUUUUAUAAAGGAA